UGAGACAGCUGCAGUUAUGGCGCCACCCAUGAGGUACUACAUCCCCGGAGAACAUCUGUGUAACUUGGAGGAAGGGAGCCCGGGCAGCGGCACCUACACCCGGCAUGGUUACAUCUUUUCCUCACUUGCUGGUUGCCUGACCAAAAGCAGCGAGAAUGGCGCGCUUCCCAUUGUGUCUGUCACAAGAGAAACAGAGUCCCAAUUACUGCCAGAUGUGGGGGCUAUAGUAACCUGUAAGGUCUCUAGCAUCAAUUCACGAUUUGCCAAAGUACACAUCCUCUAUGUGGGGUCCACACCACUUAAGAACUCUUUUCGAGGAACUAUCCGCAAGGAAGAUGUUCGAGCCACUGAAAAAGACAAGGUUGAAAUUUAUAAGAGUUUCCGCCCAGGUGACAUUGUCUUGGCCAAAGUGAUUUCCCUAGGUGAUGCACAGUCCAAUUACCUCCUGACCACUGCCGAAAAUGAGCUGGGGGUAGUGGUGGCCCACAGUGAGUCAGGUGUCCAGAUGGUUCCCAUCAGCUGGUGUGAGAUGCAGUGCCCUAAAACCCACACUAAAGAAUUUCGGAAAGUUGCCCUGGUGUAGCCUGAGUUCUUGCAGACCUAAGAAGCCACACUUACCCAGUGGAGGGUGGGUAAGCUGUUUGCAAGAGGUAGUACAUGUAUGAAAGUAGCAUCAAGAUGCCGUUGUCUAUUCAAACACCUGGGCCCAGCCAGCACCCACCUCUAUAAAAAUCUGCUCAGAACAUA
Molecule: messenger RNA, 747 nt
Organism: Erinaceus europaeus (western European hedgehog)
Lineage: Eukaryota; Metazoa; Chordata; Mammalia; Eulipotyphla; Erinaceidae
Product: exosome complex component CSL4-like
Exons: 1
Coding region: 17-583 (188 amino acids)
Biological process (GO): RNA processing
Cellular component (GO): nuclear exosome (RNase complex); cytoplasm
Molecular function (GO): RNA binding
Source: RefSeq, a predicted model, not a curated record